GCCUCAUCACUCUCCAUGGAGGAGCAAAAAUGCUCAAGAGGCAAUUCUGUAUGCUGAAAGCCCAGGGAAGGCUCCCACUGGACCUCCCUCUGAGACCAAUGAAGGCCUGGCUCCUGGCAGGGAAAAGAGUCUUCCUGGAGCGUGAGGCAGAGACAUGGAAGAGAUGGAGGAAGGUCUCUGUAGCUGAAUUGACUUGGGAUGCAAAGAGGGGCCUGGAAUUACAGGAAACAGAGACAGAGAUAGUUAUCCUGCUCAGUGGCCAGAGAGUUCAGGAUGAAUUAAGGAUACCAAAUGUCAUCGUGGACACUGCGCCCGACGGAGACAUCCAGCUUCUGAAAGAGGAGCGUUGGAAGUUGAACUUCUUGCACCUAAAGGAUGAGACAUGCCUGGCCACUGAGCUCUCUGAGCUUUAUGGACAUUCUGAGACCUCUUCAAAGGAAACUCUAAUUGAAGAGAAAAGACCAAAGACCAAGUGCCCGGCCAGUGUCGCUGGGGCUGCUGACAUUGACAACACCAACGAGGAGGCUUCAGUGGAGUCUCCGAAUAACAAUGUGGUGGAUGUCCAGGCUGAACCGCUGGCCCUGGUCGGUGUGGAGAAAGAGGCUGCUGGAGAUGGAAAGGUCCUCAGCAAGGUGGUGAAGCCCAAAGUGUGGCUGAAGGAGGGUUGUAAAGUUCAGCUAACCCGAAAAUUCUAUGAUAUGAUUGCGGAACUACCAAAGGUAAGGAACAAGAAGCCUGUUUCUCCUAUUUCGGAUCCACCGAGAGCCUUCCUGAGGUGUGCAGCAGAGGUCCUGAGGCCUCAAACGCGAGUGGAAGAGGUGUGCAGUGACACGAAGAAGACAGAGUGUACUGGAAAUCAUCUGAAAACGGGAAAUGGCCUAUGCAAGGUUGUGCAGCUAUCCACUGAGAGCCGUCCUGAGGUGUGCAGCAGUCCUGAGGUGUGCAUCAGAGUGCCUGAGGUGUUCAGUGGAGGUCCCGAGGUAUGCAGUGGAGUGCCUGACAUGUGCAGUGGAGUGCCUGAAGUGUUCAAUGGAGGUCCUGAGGUGUGCAGGGGAAGUCCUGAGGUGUUCAGUGAGGUGCCUGAGGCACCAAACGCAGUGGAAGAGGUGUCCAGUGACAAAAAGAAGACAGCGGCUGCUGAAAACCUUCUGGACACUGAAAAUGUCCUUAGCAAGGUGGUGAACCCCAAAGGGUGGCUGAAGGAGGGCUGGGAAGAUCAGCUGCACCGAGACUUCACUAAUAUGAUUGCAAAACUCCCAAAGUCCUAUUUCGGAUCCACCGAGAGCCUUCCUGAGGUGUGCAGCAGAGGUCCUGAGGCCUCAAACGCAGUGGAAGAGGUGUGCAGUGACACAAAGAAGACAGAGUCUACUGGAAACCAUCUGAAAACGGGAAAUGGCCUAAGCAAGGUGGUGCAGCUAUCCACUGAGAGCCGUCCUGAAGUGUGCAGCAGUCCUGAGGUGUGCAUUAGAGUGCCUGAGGUGUUCAGUGGAGGUCCCGAGGUAUGCAGUGGAGUGCCUGACAUGUGCAGUGGAGUGCCUGAAGUGUUCAAUGGAGGUCCUGUGGUGUGCAGGGGAAGUCCUGAGGUGUUCAGUGAGGUGCCUGAGGCACCAAACGCAGUGGAAGAAGUGUCCAGUGACAAAAAGAAGACAGCGGCUGCUGAAAACCUUCUGGACACUGAAAAUGUCCUUAGCAAUGUUGUGAACCCCAAAGGGUGGCUGAAGGAGGGCUGGGAAGAUCAGCUGCACCGAGACUUCACUAAUAUGAUUGCAAAACUCCCAAAGUCCUAUUUCAGAUCCACCGAGAGCCUUCCUGAUGUGUGCAGCAGAGGUCCUGAGGCCUCAAACGCAGUGGAAGAGGUGUGCAGUGACACAAAGAAGACAGAGUCUACUGGAAACCAUCUGAAAACGGGAAAUGGCCUAAGCAAGGUGUUGAAGCUAUCCACUGAGAACCGUCCUGAGGUGUGCAGCAGUCCUGAGGUGUGCAUCAGAGUGCCUGAGGUGUUCAGUGGAGGACCCGAGGUAUGCAGUGGAGUGCCUGACAUGUGCAGUGGAGUGCCUGAAGUGUUCAAUGGAGGUCCUGAGGUGUGCAGGGGAAGUCCUGAGGUGUUCAGUGAGGUGCCUGAGGCACCAAACGCAGUGGAAGAGGUGUCCAGUGACAAAAAGAAGACAGCGGCUGCUGAAAACCUUCUGAACACUGGAAAUGGCCUCAGCAAGGUGAUGCAGCUAUCUACUGAGAGCUGUCCUGAGGUGAGCAGCGGAGUGACCGAGGCGUUGAACUCAGUGGCAAAGGUGUCCAGCGAAACAAAGAAGCGGAAGAAAAAUGGCGUUCUGCGAUUCUUCCGACGUGUGUUGAAGUUCUUCACAUGCACCAUCAGCCUCCCCAAAGAGGAGUGACUCAAGCACAAACACACACACACACAACUCUGGGCCACACUCUGCAUCUGAAUUUCUCCACCAUCUCCACCUUUCCUUUGAACUGCCUAUUUUUAAUAAUAAAAAUAAAGGGGAUCUGAACCCCAACAAAAA
Molecule: messenger RNA, 2525 nt
Organism: Coregonus clupeaformis (lake whitefish)
Lineage: Eukaryota; Metazoa; Chordata; Actinopteri; Salmoniformes; Salmonidae
Exons: 9
Coding region: 30-2393 (787 amino acids)
Source: RefSeq, a predicted model, not a curated record